Messenger RNA from Achroia grisella, 2739 nucleotides. RefSeq names its product transmembrane protein 184C. Bases 147 to 1478 code for a protein of 443 amino acids. The record is from RefSeq and is a predicted model, not a curated record. The transcript has 6 exons. Gene Ontology annotation, biological process: transport. Lineage: Eukaryota; Metazoa; Arthropoda; Insecta; Lepidoptera; Pyralidae. Gene Ontology annotation, molecular function: transporter activity.
CAAUAAAGUCAACAAUUUAGAAAAUAUUUUAUUUUAUUUUAUUUAUGAAAUAUUCUAUUCUUGUUUGGAUAUAAAAAAAUUCUACGUACUACGAUGCAGCAGAAUUACAACAAAUAUUAACUGUGCUGUGUCAUACAACCUCGAAAAUGUGUUCAUCUCAUAUAAUAACAUUCUUUAGCCAGUGGAGAUUGUGGAUUAGACCAUUUGUAAUUGCGCUUUAUGCUAUAUUAGUUGUUGUAUUGGUGCCCAUACUUGUAGCUCAUUCAAUAAAAAAUGGCUUUAGAAAGUCUGACCAGGGAGCUCUCAUCGCGGGAGGAUUUGUCCUCCUUGCUCUACCUAUAUCUAUAUGGCAGAUUACUCAACAUAUAUUCCAUUAUACUAAGCCUUCAUUACAGAAACAUAUUAUAAGAAUACUAUGGAUGGUGCCUAUAUAUGCUCUCAAUGCAUGGAUUGGUCUAGAGUUUCCAGAGCAGUCAAUUUAUAUGGACUCUCUUAGAGAAUGCUAUGAGGCAUAUGUGAUUUACAACUUUAUGAAAUAUUUGUUGAACUAUCUAAAUGAUGGACAAGACUUAGAAGCUAUAUUAGAGAGCAAGCCACAGGUGUAUCACAUAUUUCCCUUAUGUUGUUUAACACCAUGGGAGAUGGGUAGCGAAUUCAUACAUAACUGUAAACAUGGUAUCCUCCAAUAUACAGUAGUAAGACCUAUAACUACAGUUAUAUCAAUGAUAUGCGAGUUAAGUGGAGUAUAUGGGGAGAGUGAUUUCAGCCCUAAGGUUGCAUUUCCAUACAUGAUAGCUGUGAACAAUCUCUCACAGUUUGUGGCGAUGUAUUGUUUGGUUCUCUUUUACAGAGCUAAUAGAACUGAACUAAAGCCAAUUAAACCAAUUGGAAAAUUUCUUUGUAUAAAAGCUGUUGUCUUCUUUUCAUUUUUCCAAGGUGUCAUUAUUAACAUUCUGGUAUAUUGUGGAGUAAUAUCAACAAUAUUUGAUAUAUCUGAACAAGACAAGAUAAAAAUUAUAUCAUCAAAGCUACAGGAUUUUCUCAUCUGCAUCGAGAUGUUCUUGGCAGCUAUCGCCCACCACUAUAGUUUCUCGUACAAGGAGUUCAUAUCGCAACAAGACCAAUCUCCAUCGUGUCUCGGUUCCUUCUUAGCCAUGUGGGACGUAUCCGAUGUUAAGAGGGAUAUAUCUGAGCAUCUGGGUGUAGUUGGGAGCUCAUUCAGUAGAAGACUCAGGGGGAAAUCCAUGUAUCACAUGGCGCGGGGGUAUGACGAAAGUUCAAGACUUGUGAGUGAGGAGGCUGCCUCUAGUUCUGCUCCCAACCUGUCAGUUAAUGCAGAACCUCCACCUGUUGAGGUGAGGCCAACCACGUAUGGUUCUAUACACACCUCCCUAACAGCGGACUCAACGAAUUCUGAAAGUGAACCACUACUUCAUGUUUCUGACGAGCAAUUAUCUGAUGACAACCCAAAAGUAUGAAGUAACGAUAUAUUUUAUGUGAUGUGAUAUUGUGACAAUUGGCUUCUUUUGCUUAUUGGCACUUAUGACUACAAGAUUAAGAUCUAUUUAGUAUGUAACUGUACAUACAUUCCUUGUUGUACAAUAUUUUUCUUUUUUAAUUAACAAUAAUUUAUUUUCCUAACUUGCUUUGCAGCAGAUUAAAAUUAUUGUUGUAAUCAUCACUGUAUCGAUGGUUGUAAUUAGUAAAGGUAUGUGAUUUUAACUAGUGAUAACUAAUUACAUAUAUACAAUUUGAUAACAUCACAACAUUGAUACUGAAAACCCCUAAUGCCUGCAUUAUAUAUUGAUUUUCACAAGCAAUUAAAGAAUCAGUUGGUAUUAAAAAAUUGCACUUAAAUAAUUUUCAAUGUUUUUAUUAUUAUUAAUAUUUCAAUUUUGUUAUUUAUGUAUUUAUUACUAUACAUUCUGUAUAAAUAUGAUAUCUGCUUUACCCGUCUUUACACAUGUAAGUUUUACUCACGCAAGUACCUUACGUAAGAAGCAUAUGAUAAAAUUACUAAGCACUUCAAAAUUUAUUGCAAUUUUUUGUAUAUUACCGUACAUUACUUAUCUAAGAAGAAAAUACAGAUUAUUGUGUUAGUUACUGAUGAAAUAAUUUAAAGAAUAUUGAAUCACUGAAAAUAUUAAAACGCGUCUUUAUGCCAUAUUAUCCUUAUGGAUUAUAUCACAUAAAGAUAUCCUGUUUUCAUAAGCCUCAGCUGUUUAUAUUGAGUUCGGAUUAUCAGUCAUUGCAUUUAUUACGAAAAAAAUAAAUAAAUGAACUUUUUCGCUUAUGCAUAGUUUUAUUAGUAUAUAUUUUUAUAUUGAUGGAAUCUGAGUUGUAAUGAAUUAUUUUAUUUUAAAUGCAUAACUGAUAACCUAUGAGUCCUAAAUGCCCGUGGACAAGUUGAUAUUGCACAUGUUUGACAGGGCCUCUACUGGUUCACUUGGAAUAUGUAAAGAAAUGCCAAAUCGUGUUGUACUUAACACACUUUAAAUAAAACCUAAAGUACACAUUAUAACUACUUACUACCAAAGUAUGUUACGUGCUAUUAAAUUUAUUAAUAUUGUAAUUUAGUAAUAGGAUAAUUUAAAUAUUAAUUAUUGUGUACCAAUGUAAAGUUAUAUUAAAAUUGUAUCCAUGAUCUAGUACUUAUAAAAAUGUAUAUAAUAAAUGACUAUAAAAUAUUGUAUAUAUUUUAUUAAUGUGAUAUUAUUUUAUAUUACCAAGAAGGUAUUG